Molecule: messenger RNA, 3141 nt
Organism: Micropterus salmoides (largemouth bass)
Lineage: Eukaryota; Metazoa; Chordata; Actinopteri; Centrarchiformes; Centrarchidae
Product: suppressor of cytokine signaling 2-like
Exons: 2
Coding region: 1467-2069 (200 amino acids)
Biological process (GO): intracellular signal transduction; phosphatidylinositol phosphate biosynthetic process
Cellular component (GO): phosphatidylinositol 3-kinase complex
Molecular function (GO): 1-phosphatidylinositol-3-kinase regulator activity
Source: RefSeq, a predicted model, not a curated record
UUAUAUUUCAGGUAUCAGCAAGAACAUCCGCUUAACGGACAGUCCGUGUGCAGCACCUGUGGAACGGGAGCUCACGUUGCGCCAAAUUACGUUCAUUAUUUUCGCAUCUUAACGCGACGGCGGCCGUUUCUAAAUGUUUAGAAAUAAAACCACAGUCUGGUCUUUAUUUCCGCUGACAAGAAUCAGUUCAGCGACGCUACAAUUUACUGCAAACAGAUAAAAGCUGAACAGAUUACCCAGCCACAAAUGAAGAAAGCGCCUUACGCCAAAUUCUAUUUAAAUUUUCAGACAUUUGACGUCGCGGAUCUGCCAACGUGUAAACCUGCUGGGGGAAAAUGUUUGUUUGUGUUCUUCACAUUUCACUUUACCAUUUAAAAAGAAGUAUUUACUGAUAUAUCUAAGACAGAUAUAUACAUGUUGUACACAUGUAACAGUAAUAUGGUGAUGUGUAAAACACAGGAGACCGUGUAAAGCGCAGGGUCUUAAAUGUGUCCGUUUUCUAGUGAGGUUUGGCUAAACGACUGUUAGCGUCAAAUUAUAUUCAUAAUUACUUGUUUACGUCUCCUCGGUUGUCGGCUGGUGUUUAAAUGUUUAAGAAAAUACAAACAAAGUUGUUUUCAGUCCACUUUUAAAUUCUGCACACAAGAAAACACUUUCCUAGAAUUUAUGAUGUGAAUAUAAAUCUAAAUAUAUAAACAGAGGCCUUCGUAAUAACAGAGUAAUAAACUGCAUUUACACGUUGUUAUUAUGAAUGAUUGUUGCAAACUGUUUGUUGGUCAGUUUGUGGAAGUUUCCAGUUUGAACAAAUAAACCUUAUCAACAUGUCACUGUAAGAAUCAUGUUUUCUCGGCUCCCACGUGACAAAAAGAUUAAAUCAAAUUUUUUAUGACUCAUAAAACUUGAGUGUCACACAAAAUCAAAUUAGGCCUUUUUCAGACGACUGUUUGUAAAAAAUGAAAUGUCACCGCGGCCCCUGCAGAAACGCAAAGCAUGUGAAUGUGAAGGGUGAGUCACUGGUGUCUUUUAUUAUGUCUUUAUAAUUAAGUUCUUCGUUUUGGUAUUAAAAUAUCAGAAAAUAGUAAUAAAAAAAAGUUAAUUAAAGUCAAAGUUUAGAUCUUUAGAAGUUUGUUUUAGUCUGGAGAUUUUCAGGUUGAGAGAAAACAAUCUGAGAAACUCACACUGAGAGUUUCAGCCAAUCAAACUCAAACGAUUAACAAUCAGGAGACCGUGCUGAUGUGUAAAAGGUCGCAGCUCCUCCUCUGCUGCGUCUGAACAACAACAUCUUAAACAAACACGUUUCUGACUGUCGUCCGUGUAGAGAGGAAGUGACGGCUCUGGGAUGAUUAUUCUCCCGCUGCAGACCGUCUGUUGUGAUGGAUCUGAUUUAUUUCCAGGACAGUGCGCGCAGACCUGGUCCCGUGUCUGAGCUGCGGGCCUAGAACCAGGCUGAAGGUUGGAUCUGUCCAAUGACCUGCCAGUCCUCCGAGUCCACAGACACCAUCGAGAGCGACAGACGAGCCGACAACAACUCCAGAGCUGUGGAAUCAGACGAGAGCCGCAUCGCCUCGGCCAUGAAAGACCUGAAGAACACAGGUUGGUACUGGGGCAGUCUGACCGCUAACGAGGCCAAAGAGAUCCUGCAGGACGCCUCGGAGGGCACCUUCCUGGUCCGGGACAGCUCUCAGAGGGACUACCUGUUCACCAUCUCCGCCAUGACGUCGGCGGGCCCCACCAACCUGCGGAUCGAGUACAAACACGGCAAAUUCAAGCUGGACUCGGUGGUUCUGGUGAAGCCCAAGCUGAAGCAGUUCGACAGCGUGGUCCACCUGGUGGAGCACUACGUCCAGCUGUCCAGGACCGGCGACAAGGCGGCGUCCAACCCUCAACCCUCGGCGGCGGCGCCCAACGGCACGGUGCAGCUGCUGCUCACCAAACCCGUGUACACCGCCACGCCGUCGCUGCAGCACCUCUGUCGCAUCGCCAUCAACAGGAGGACGCGGCGGGUCCGGGAUCUGCCGUUACCCAACAGACUGAAGGACUACCUGACGGACUACACCUACAACGUGUAGGCGGGCUACAGCUCGCCGCGGAGGAAGAUGCGAGCGCAGUCGGCUCUGUGCGACGCCCCACUGACCACUGACCAAUCCCAUCAUGCCUUGCUCCUACAAGGACCCAGCAAGUCAAAGAGUCGGGCGGUAACGAGCCUGAGCAGCUGGAGGAAAAUCCUGCAGGACGUUUGGCUCAGGAAGACAGACGGCUCUCUGAGCACCGUCAGUACUGCUCUGUGGUGAAGUACCAGACCGCAGGGUGAGUUUAAAAACGCCUUCACACGUUCACAGACCGACGCCGCAAACCCAGAUCGUCCGCCCCCAGCCGAGGGCCGCAGCUGACCGUCGGUUCCGUCAUUGAUUUAAAGUUUUAUCGAUUAAACCUGAAACGUUCUGAUUUAACAAAGAGAUCCAGAAGACAACAGCCGCACAUCUGAGACGCCGGGAGCGCCGCCUUCAUUUUUGCUUUAAAAAAGACUUUUCAUGAUCAAAAUAGUUCCAGAUUCACGACCUGUUGCCGCUCCGACUCAGUGGCCCCUGAAGGGCCCGAAUGUAAAACCCGGACCUCCUGUUUUUGUCCGUUUCUGAACGUUUUUGAAGCGUUGCACAGAUGAUGUGUUGAGUGAAUGUUUUGGCGGGAGAGGAAGAGGCCGACGCCGUCAGUCAGAGCGGCGUCUGCAGCUAUUAACUCGAGUCACAGAAACAUCUGAUAGACGCUGAAAGUCGAAGCAGUUAAAUCACCUGAUUUCAUCGGUCGACAGUCGACACGUGAUCUGAAGAUGGUCAGGGUUUUAUCAUCAUCAUCAUCUAUUAAUUAUUUAGUCUCCAAAAAGAGUCCAGCCCAGCGAACAACAAAUAAACCUGACGUGGAAUUAAACGUGUUUCCUGAAGGCUGCAGCUGGCGGUCGGUGUCCUCGCUGAUCUGUUAUUAGUAUUUUUAUUAUUUAUUAUGCGGAGCCCGUUUAUCAUCGUCUGAUUCACAGAUCGACUAACAAACUAAUCCUUUAAACAAAAUCUCCAGUAAAUAUUCAGUUGUUUAUUUUCGUUUUACUUUCAGCCGAGCUGCGAACUAAAAGCUUCUUCCGUCUCUGUU